AAGAAGAAGAAAAAAAAAAAAAGGAGAAAAGCGAGGAGAGCCGUUCCACGAAUGCCAAGGCGCAGCUCCUCUCCCCUCUUUUUUUUUUUUUUUUUUGGAGAGGCUAGGAGCGCGCGCGCGGGGACGCGCCUGUCCGUGCGGGCGUGUGUGUGUGUGUAUGUGUGUGCUCUCGUGUGUGCUUGCCUCGCCGUCGCCCCCACCCUCGGCUGUCUCUUUCUCUCUUUCUCUGCCUCCCUCCCUCCCUCUCUCUUUUUUUUUAAAACCUCUGCGCUCAGUCAUGAGUUGCCUGUUGAUUUCCUCUUGAGUGGCAAGACAAGGCGCGGGGAGGCGAGCGGGGCUGAAAAUUCAACCGCAGCGAGCGCAGGAGCGCAAAGCCCUGGCAGCCACGCGCCGAGGCAGCCAAGAGAGGCGAGGGCGAACGGCAGGAACCCGAAGAAGGGAGCCGAGCGGGCGAUGUGGUGGCGGCUGCGGUGGUGGCGGCGGCGGCGGCGCCAGCAGCCCCAGCAAAAGCAGCAGCAGCAGCAGCAGCGGCGGCGGAGAAGAAGGCUGCCGGUCUUCCUAGCGGAGCCUCCACGGCCGCUUCGGAGCGGGCUGCCGUUUUAAAAAAAAAAAAAUCGCCCUCGCCCACCCACCGACCCACCCUCCUUUUCCCCGCCGCCCUUCCGCCCAGCGAUCCGCUGCAAAGCCGGAGGAGCCUCGGCUCCGGAGGGCGCUUCCUUGCUUCUCCAGCCAACCCGCCCAACUCUACCUCUUAGAAUUUCAUUCUCUUGUUUUUUUCUUUUUUUUCUUUCUCUCUCUCUCUUUCCAACCGGGGAAAAAAAAAGAAGAAGAAGAGACAGAAGAAAGAGACAGAGAGCGAGCUUUUCGGAACUACAAAUCUGGAGGGACUUGGACCCUAUAUAUAUAUAUUUACCUAUUUUUAUUUUUAAUUGUUUUGCCUUGGGGGGGGGGACCGGCCCUUCCUGGUUGCCUCCGCGGAGCCUGGGAACCGGUGGCGGCGGCGGCGGAGGAGGCGAAACGCGUCCGGCGGAGCCACGGGGGGGGGACCCGGCGAGAGGAACAGGGGGCGAGCUCCGUAGUGGAGCAGGAGCGAGGCUGCGGCUGACCGCAGCAGCCAAACGGGCGCGAUUAGAUCUCCCAAAGGCAGCCAGCGGGGCGGCGAAAACACCACCGGCUCGCACCCGAGACGCUGCGGAGCCGCGAAAAAACGUCUCCCAUCUCCUUCUCCCACCGAAGCAAGAUUUGGCCCAGCGGUUCUGCGCUUGCCAUCCGCCUCCUUUCUGAGGUCUUUUCCCGGCUCCCGUUUCCGAGCCGCUUCGGAUCAAGGAACCCCUGGUUGUUGUUUUUUUUUUUUUUUUUUUUUUCUGUGUGUGUGUGUUUUUUUUUCAAGGACCCCCCCCCAUUCCCAAGGAGAGAGAGAGAAAAAAACAAACUCCGUUUUCUGCUUCCCAGCCUCUUUCUUCUUGUUGUUGUUCUUUUACGCUUCUCGUGAGGAUCUUUGGCAUCGUGGAAAGGGUUUGAUUUUUUUUCAUUUUUUUUUUUCAUUUUUUUUUUUUUUAAAGAAACCGCUUCCUGCCUUGGGAAAACGGGUUAAUCUUCCUCUCCUUUCGGUCGCCUCCAGGAAGGGGAAGGGGGAGGGGGAGUUGAUUUUUUUGCUCCUCAUCCCUCCUCCGCCUGGCUGAAGUUGGACGGAGCAAGGGGAAACUGCAGCACGGAGGAGGAGGAGAACCAGGAAACAAAAAACAAGAAAGACCCCCCCCCCUUUGCCUGCUGGCUGAUUGCAGCCUCCACCGCCCUUUGCCGUGGCUUGGUCCACAGCGGUGCCUGCGCCGAGUCGAUCGUGCCGAGCAACAGGUUCGGGAACUUGAAGGGGGAGAGCGAGUGGAGGAGGAGAAGGAGGAGGACGAUCGCCUGGAAAGCAGAGACGCCAACGCGGCGGCGGCGUUGGCGGAGAAGCUUGCCCGGUCCUCGCCGUCCGCUGGGAUGUCCCUCCCCGCCUGGUGGUGGUGUUUCCCUCUCCUGGGCUGGGCUCCAGCCUCGGCUUUAAGGAACCUGAACUACUCGGUGCCGGAGGAGCAAGGCGCCGGCACGGUGAUCGGUAACAUCGGCCGCGAUGCCCGGCUGCAGUCCGGGUCGAGCGGCGGCUCCUCGUCGCCUUCGCUGGAGCGUCCCCGCGGCUCCAAGGCCACUUUCCGCGUGCUGGAGAACUCGGCGCCCCACCUGCUCGACGUGGACGGCGAGAGCGGCUUGCUGUACACCAAGCAGCGGCUGGACCGCGAGGCGCUCUGCCGCCGCAGCGCCAAGUGCCAGCUCUCGCUCGAGGUCUUCGCCAACGACCAGGAGAUCUGCAUGAUCAAAGUGGAGAUCCAGGAUCUGAACGACAACGCGCCGGCUUUCCCGUCCGACCAAGUCGAUCUGGACAUCUCCGAGAACGCGGCGCCGGGCACCCGCUUCCCGCUAGCCAGCGCGCACGACCCGGACGCGGCCGACAACGGCCUGCGCACUUACCUGCUCACCCGGGACGACUACGGCCUCUUCGCCCUGGACGUGAAAGCCCGAGGCGACGGCACCAAGUUCCCAGAGCUGGUGGUGCAGAAGCCGCUGGACCGCGAGGAGCAGAGCCACCACACCUUGGUGCUGACGGCCCUGGACGGCGGCGACCCGCCCCGCUCCGGCACUGUCCAGCUCAACGUGCGCUUGAUUGACUCCAACGACAACAGCCCGGUGUUUGAGGCGGCCUCCUACGUGGUGGAGCUGUCUGAGAAUGUCCCCUUGGGCACCGUCCUCCUGGACCUCAACGCCACGGAUGCGGAUGAGGGCACCAACGGCCAGGUGCUCUAUUCCUUCAGUGGCUACACCCCGGACCGGGUGCGGGAGCUCUUCAGCAUCGACCCCCAGACGGGCUUGAUCCGGGUCAAGGGCAACCUGGACUACGAGGAGGGCAAUUUGGUGGAGAUCGAUGUCCAGGCCCGGGACUUGGGUCCCAAUCCCAUUCCGGCCCAUUGCAAGGUGACCGUGCACCUGUUGGACCGCAAUGACAAUGCCCCCACCAUUGGCUUCGUCUCCGUGCGCCAGGGGGCGCUGAGCGAGGCCGCCCCGCCGGGCACCGUCAUUGCCCUGGUGAGGGUCACCGACCGGGACUCUGGGAAGAAUGGGCAGUUGCAGUGCCGGGUGCAAGGCAGCGAUGGCAGCGGAGGAGAUGGGGCAGUGCCCUUUACUCUAGAGGAGAACUAUGACAACCUGUAUACGGUGGUGACGGACAGGCCUUUGGACCGGGAGGUGCAGGAUGAAUACAAUGUCACCAUCUUGGCUCGGGAUGGGGGCAGCCCGCCUCUCAACUCCACCAAGUCUUUCUCAGUCAGGAUCCUAGACGAGAACGACAAUCCGCCCCGCUUUAGUAAGAGCCUUUAUGUGCUGCAAGUGCCUGAGAACAACAUCCCAGGAGAGUAUCUGGGAUCUGUCUUGGCCAAAGAUCCCGAUCUGGGCCAAAACGGCACCGUCUCCUACUCCAUUCUGCCAGGACACGUGGGGGAUGUCUCUAUUUACACCUAUGUCUCAGUCAACCCAACCAAUGGGGCCAUUUACGCUUUGCGCAGCUUCAAUUACGAGCAGACCAAACAUUUUGAGUUCCACGUGUUGGCCAAAGACUCAGGCUCUCCCCACAGGGAGAGCAAUGCCACUGUCCGUGUCACUGUUCUGGAUGUCAACGACAAUGCCCCCCUGAUUGUCUUGCCAGCCCUGAUCAAUGACACUGCCGAACUCCAGGUUCCCCGUAAUGCUGGCGUGGGCUACCCUGUGGGCACUGUCCGAGCCAUGGAUAAUGAUUUUGGGGAAAGUGGACGCCUGACCUAUGAGAUUGUGGAAGGCAACGAGGACCAUCUCUUUGAGAUGGACCCUAUAAGUGGGGAGAUCCGCACCCUUCACCCUUACUGGGAAGAGCUGAGUCCUGUGGCCGAGCUGGUGGUGAAAGUUAGUGACCACGGGAAGCCCAGUCUUUCAGCAGUAGCCAAGCUGAUUGUCCGGGCUUUGGCUGGACCUCUGCCUGAAGCCGGGGAGCCCCAGGUCAAUGGGGAGCAGCACCGUCGGCCUCACUGGGACCUCUCGCUGCCCUUGAUUGUCACCCUCAGCACAGUUUCCAUCAUCCUCCUGGCUGCCAUGAUCACCAUCGCUGUGAAGUGUAAACGUGAGAACAAGGACAUCCGCACCUACAACUGCCGUAUUGCUGAGUACAGCCACCCCCAGUUGGGUGGAGGGGGCGGGGGCGGGGGCGGGGGUGGGGGCAGCGGAGGGGGAAAGGGCAAGAAGAAGAAGAUUAGCAAGAAUGACAUCAUGCUGGUGCCCAGCGAAGGGGAGGACAGCCGGGGACCCCUCAACGUCAUGAAUGUGGUCAGCAGCCCAUCCUUGGCCACCUCGCCCAUGUAUUUUGACUACCAGACUCGCCUGCCCCUUAGCUCGCCCAGGUCCGAGGUGAUGUUCCUGAAACCUGCUUCCAACAGCUUGAGCGUGCCCCAAGGCCACGUGGGAUGCCACACCAGCUUCACAGGGCAAGGGACUAACGUCAGUGAGGUUCCCCCAAGCCGGAUGUCCAUAAUACAGACAGACAAUUUUCCUGCAGAGUCCAAUUACAUGGGUAGCAGGCAACAGUUUGUCCAAAGCUCCACAUUCAAGGAUCCCGAACGAGCCAGCCUGAGAGACAGUGGGCACGGGGAUAGCGACCAAGCAGACAGUGACCAAGAUACUAACAAAGGCUCAUGUUGUGACAUGUCCGUGAGGGAGGCACUCAAGAUGAAAACAACUUCAACCAAAAGCCAGCCGCUUGAACAAGGUGAGUGGAGAAACAAACCAGUGCUUGCAGUGUCUUUCAGAUAUCAACUUAGAUAUCUGAAAUAUUUCU
Messenger RNA from Crotalus tigris (Tiger rattlesnake), 4894 nucleotides. It is a transcript of the gene PCDH17, whose product is annotated as protocadherin 17. The transcript is spliced from 3 exons. NCBI's taxonomy places the organism in Eukaryota, Metazoa, Chordata, Lepidosauria, Squamata, Viperidae. The record is from RefSeq and is a predicted model, not a curated record. Gene Ontology annotation, molecular function: calcium ion binding. The annotation marks the transcript as partial. Gene Ontology annotation, cellular component: plasma membrane. Gene Ontology annotation, biological process: homophilic cell-cell adhesion.